AUGAAGAAGGAAUCGGCUGAUGAGCUACUCAACUUGGUGGAUAGAUUCGAGCAGCACAUUUCUGUACUGAAGCGACUGGGAGAAGACACUGAUUCCUGGGAUUCGUUGUUAAUUUACCAGUUGUCAACCCGUUUGGAUCCACAUACGCAGAAAGAGUGGGAAAGCUAUUGUGCCCGGCUGGAUAGUGAUAAUAUUGCCAAUGUUCUUGGUGGUGUGGCAUGUGAUGAAGCAGAAGAAAAUGAUAUGCCGACAUAUGUAUCGAUGGUGAACUACCUUCAGAAUUAUGCCAGAGUUCUGCAAUGUGUUAAUCCGUCCCCUGGUUCCAGUCGAGAUCGUGAUCCAAAGGUGAAGCCAAUGAAGUCCUCAGUGCAUUUCAGCUCCUCGUCCUCCACCCAAGCCACAGAAUCUUUCCGGAGGUGUGAAAAAUGCAACCAGAGUCACUUCCUGUACCAUUGCCCUGAUUUCCAGAAGCUAUCUGAACAGCACCGGUUCGAGUUCGUGAAGUCGAAGAAGUUAUGUUCCAAUUGCCUCCGUAGCACAGAUCACUUUGCGAAGUCCUGUCAAAGCAAACCGUGCAACCGCUGUCCGAAGAAACACCAUACUCUUCUCCAAGGGGCACAGUUCAUACAACAGCCCUCUCCAGGUCCUCAAGUCAGUGGAUCUGUUACACUUGUUGCACAACCAUCUGCUCCAAAUCCUGUUCAACCGACUCCGUCUCCUGUAGUGAAUACUCCUGCACUGCCGUUGCAGAACCUGUCCCAACCUCUAAGGUUGUCCCCGGUUGUCGGUUCCCAUCCUGCACAAUGUUCUACAGCGCCAACAGUUCCUGCAAACCUGCAUUAUGCCAUGAUGGCAUGUGACAAGGAUAAUGUACACACUGCUGUUAUUCUCCCUACCGCACUGGUGGAAAUUGAGGAUGCUCAAGGUCGCAAAGUUCUUGCCCGUUGUCUACUCGACUCGGGGUCCCAGAGCCAUUUCAUCACGAAGGCUCUUUGCGAGAAACUACAACUCCCACGUACACGUGCUUCUGUUCCUGUUCUAGUGUGUGGCAUAGGUCAAUCAACCACCAAGGCCACGCACUCCGUUACCGCCAAGGUAUCGUCAAGAGUUUCUCCGUACGUUGUGGAACCGCAACUUCUAGUUCUACCCUCUCUCGCCAUCAAGCUGCCAGGAUCAACAAUCAGUACACAGAAUUGGCAGAUUCCUGAAACAGUGCGUCUUGCUGAUCCAACUUUCCACGUGUCGAAUGAAAUUGACCUAAUCUUAGGAGCUCAAUUUUUCUUCGAUAUCCUCCGCUACGGUCGUAUCCAGCUUGGUGAGCAGUUGCCAGUUUUGCAGAAUUCUGUCCUCGGAUGGGUCGUGUCAGGUCCCUGCACCAUUCGAGACCACGAUCAUGCUGAUCCUCGUUCCUGCCUAAUGAGUAGUGCAGUUCGUGUAGAAGAAAUGCUUCGAAAGUUUUGGGAGCUGGAAACCGUCCAUGAUACCAAGGGUUGGUCAGCCACGGAUAAGUUUUGUGAGGAGCACUUCCUGGCCAACACCACACGGACGCCGGAAGGUCGAUACGUAGUCAGGCUACCAAAACGUGAAGAACUCAUCGCUCAGUUGGAUGAUAACAUGUACCAGGCCACUAGACGCUUCUAUUCGUUGGAACGUUCUCUCAUGUCAGAUGCAAAGAAAAGGAAGCAGUAUCAUGAUUUCGUCACCCAAUACAUUGAAAUGGGGCACAUGCGUGAAGUUGCAGAAGAGGAACUGAACGUCAGACCACAGUUUAUCCUACCACAUCACGGGGACUUGAAACCUGAGAGUACAACCACCAAACUCCGAACCGUGUUUGACGCAUCCUGUAAAUCACGUUCGGGAUUGGCUCUUAACGACGUUAUGAUUCCUGGUCCCACAAUCCAGGAAAUGCUAGUGGAAAUAGUGCUACGAUUCCGAUUGUAUCGUUUCGUCGUGACCGCUGACAUUGAGAAGAUGUUCAGACAGAUUCUGGUCCAUCUCUUGGAUCAAUCGUUGCAGCGCAUAUUGUGGCGUGAUGACCCUGAACUCCGUUUGAAAGUGUACCAGUUACUCACCAUUACGUACGGUUUGAACAACUCGCCUUUCCUGGCAACUCGCGUUUUGCAACAGCUAUCCACAGACGAAGAACAGCGAUUCCCACACGCAGCAAGAAUUACUUGA
Ochlerotatus camptorhynchus is the source of this 2178-nucleotide messenger RNA. RefSeq lists its product as uncharacterized. The coding region runs from base 1 to 2178 and encodes 725 amino acids. The record is from RefSeq and is a predicted model, not a curated record. The transcript has a single exon. NCBI's taxonomy places the organism in Eukaryota, Metazoa, Arthropoda, Insecta, Diptera, Culicidae.